AUGGAUAACUCGGAUAUUAAAACCAGGUUUCUAAUCAUAUCAGAUACCCAUGGCGAAGGCCUUCCCACGGACUUCAAGCCCGGCUUUUCCGCAGAUGUACUCAUCCACUGCGGUGACUUGACAGAUGAAUCGAAAUCGCAUGAGUAUGGGUCUACUCUCAAGAUGAUGAGCAACAUCAAGGCGUCUCUGAAGCUUGUGAUUCCCGGAAAUCACGACUUCACCCUUGACAAGUUGGCUUACACCGCACUUCUUGAAAAUGGCGAUCUAGAGGCAAAAUUGGUCGAGGAAACCUAUGGAGAGUAUGGAAAAGUGGGAGAUCUUUUCGCAGUAUAUCCUGACAUUCGAGUUUUGACGGAGGGCACUCACGAAUUCCACCUGAGUAAUGGGGCUCGUCUGCUGCUCUACUCCAGUCCAUAUACCCCCUCAGAGGGAAACAUGAGAUUUCAAUAUUCGCGUAGCGCAGGGCAUACCUGGGACGUAUGGAAAGCGGAUGUUGUUGUUACCCAUGGUCUGCCAGAAGGAGUUCUCGAUCGCACCCUCUCAAGAGAGCGGGCUGGAUGUCCUCAGCUUUUUGCCGCCGUGGCACGCCAGCGGCCAAAACUGCACUGCUUCGGGCACAUCCAUGAGCGAUGGGGAGCCAAGUUAGUUCAUUGGAGGGAGAAAGCGUCAGAGCAUCCGUCGCAUUUUACCGACAUCGACAACGAAAAGUCAACGCCCAUCGAGAGUCUGCAGAGUCUUGCAGUUGGGAAAUUUGACAACGAGGACACGGCCAAUGCGAAGAAGAAUAGGUUGGAGGAACUGCUGUCCCAGGGGUUCUGUGACACCAGCCGAUGUUCUAAGGAUAUCGCCAGCAUUCAACAAGGGUCGGACACCCUGUUUGUGAAUGCAUCCAUCCAAUCUGCUACGGGGGGUAAACCUCAAUUGCCGUGGCUGAUAGAUAUCAAGCUGCCACUCAUUUGA
Clonostachys rhizophaga is the source of this 960-nucleotide messenger RNA. The record is from the annotation of a GenBank genome assembly. NCBI's taxonomy places the organism in Eukaryota, Fungi, Ascomycota, Sordariomycetes, Hypocreales, Bionectriaceae.